Hyaloscypha bicolor E is the source of this 3528-nucleotide messenger RNA. RefSeq names its product AP-3 complex subunit delta. Gene Ontology annotation, biological process: protein targeting to vacuole; Golgi to vacuole transport. Gene Ontology annotation, cellular component: AP-3 adaptor complex; endosome membrane; membrane coat. Bases 184 to 3246 code for a protein of 1020 amino acids. NCBI's taxonomy places the organism in Eukaryota, Fungi, Ascomycota, Leotiomycetes, Helotiales, Hyaloscyphaceae. The record is from RefSeq and is a predicted model, not a curated record. The transcript has 6 exons.
CGUAUCUGCAUGACCGAUCGUGAGCACACAACAUCCUUCACUAUGCCAGUCUGAGAAUCUCUUGUUGGACUUGGAUGGUCGGAUACCAGUUCUGGGUCUACAAUAUGCCAUUAGCGCAUCUGUAGGAAUCCUAUCACCUGUUUUCCUACACGGACGGCCGACUCGUUGGACAGGAGCUCCAAGAUGUUCGAAAAGUCCCUGUAUGACCUCAUUCGAGGUCUGCGCAACCACAAGGGGAACGAGAAAGAGUAUAUCCAGAACAGUCUGAAAGAAUGUCGCGCAGAGAUCCGAGGGCAGGACAUGGACCUGAAGGCCACUGCUCUCCUGAAGCUUGUCUACCUCGAAAUGUUCGGUCACGACAUGUCCUGGGCCUCCUUUCACGUCCUCGAAGUUAUGUCCUCCGCCAAAUACCUUCAAAAACGAGUGGGAUAUUUAGGGGCGGUUCAAAGCUUCCGGCAGGAUACAGAGGUCUUGAUGUUGGCUACAAAUCUUUUGAAGAAGGACUUGACUUCAACCUCAAUACAAACAAUGUCUCUCCCGAUCAUAACGUUACCCCACGUCAUCACUCCUUCGUUGGCUCUUUCAGUACUCUCGGAUCUCCUCCCUCGAUUAACGCAUUCCCAUCCUGCGAUACGCAAGAAAACGAUUGUCACAUUGUACCGCUUGGCUCUUGUCUACCCAGAAACUCUACGGCCGGCAUGGCCCAAAAUAAAGGAGAGGCUGAUGGACGAGGGUGAGGACCCAAGCGUGACUGCUGCAAUUGUGAACGUGGUAUGCGAACUUGGUUGGCGGAGGCCUCAAGACUUCCUUCCUCUGGCUCCAAGGUUAUUCGAGUUACUUGUGGACAGUGGAAAUAACUGGAUGGCUAUCAAGUUGAUAAAACUGUUUGCAACCCUCACUCCUUUGGAACCACGACUAGUCCGAAAACUAUUACCUCCACUGACCAAUAUCAUUAAAACUACGCUCGCAAGGUCGCUCCUAUACGAAUGUAUAAAUGGCAUAAUUCAGGGAGGGAUCCUAGACAGUACUGAUGAUUCUAUUGGCGGCGAGGAAAUUGCAACUCUCUGUGUCAGCAAGUUACGAGAAAUGAUAAUGGUAGAGGACGAUGCAAAUUUGAAAUACGUUGCGUUGCUUGCAUUCAACAAGAUUGUCCUCACGCAUGCCUAUCUUGUUGCUCAACAAGAAGAUGUCAUUAUGGAAUGUAUCGACAGUCCUGACAUCUCAAUUCGAUUACGAGCUCUGGACCUUGUGGUGGGUAUGGUCAACAGCGACAAUCUGAUGUCGAUUGUCGGCCGCUUGAUGAGGCAACUCAAGAAUUCUCGACCAGCAACCGCUGAGGAACUGAAUCACCGACCUACGCCUAUCGAACCCACAGCCGAUUCGGAUGACGAAUCUCCCGAGGUUGCCAUCAAAACGAAUAAGAAUGCCUCUGAAGCUCCUCUCCUUCCAGAUGACUACAAAAUAGAUGUCAUUAACAAAGUCUUGAACAUGUGUUCGAGUAACAACUACAGGAAUCUGGUGGACUUUGAUUGGUACAUUGACAUUCUCAUACAACUUGUUCGAAGUGCGCCUGUUCCGAACUCGUCUUCUUUAUCAGACGAAUCAAACAUGGGACGGAAAGAAUCGUCUAAUAUCGACGUCUCCGAGAGAAUCGGAGAUGAGCUACGACUCGUGGCAGUGAAGGUGAAAGCUCUUCGAUCACAGGCAACAAGAGCCGCAGAAUCGAUACUUAUUUCGACUUACAAUGACAAUUCGUCCCAACUCACUUCUGGAAGUGGCGUCUUACGAGCGGUGGCCUGGAUGAUCGGAGAGUACGCAUCAUGUUUGACGUCGCCAGACGGUACUUUGACUGCGCUCUUACAGCUUACAAAGACCUCAACGGCAGCCGAAGCACUUAUCAUUUACUUACAAGCGUUGCCAAAGAUACUUUCGUUGAUAGCAGGCGAUGAUCAGAUGGCUUGGACACCUGAACGGAAAACCGUGACUGCACUGCUCAUGGCUCGCGUAAUCCAUGCUCUGGAGCCCCUCGCAGUACAUCCUGACCUUGAAGUCCAGGAGAGAGCAGUUGAGUUUUCGGAGCUUCUCAAGCUGGCUGCGGAAGCGGCAUCUGGGCAAGAGACAUCCACAGAUGGCAUACAACAAGAUGCGCCUCUGCUUCUGACCCAAGCAAUCCCAUUUUUAUUUUCUGGGCAGGAAUUAAAUUCCGUUGCUGUCGGUGCCCAAAAAAACGUCCCGAUACCGCAAGGAUUGGAUUUGGACCAACCCAUCAAUGCAAAUUUGGACAAUCUGUUGAGAGCGGUUGAAUCGACAUCCUUUGGUGAACCUGAGCAAGAUGAGUUUGAAGUUUACUAUCACCAACAGCAACCACCGAUGGCAAUCAGUUCGGGUGAACCUGCCGUCAACAGACUUGGUGCGCGAGAAGAGCCUGUUCACUCCUAUCAGCAAGGCACCGAGGAAAGCUACCUUGAUCCCGAUAUCGUUGCUCGACGGCGGGCAGAACGAAUUGAACGAAACAAGGAUGAUCCCUUUUAUAUCGCCCCAACAGAAGGCAAAUCUGGCAGGUCGACUCCUCUUCAUAACAUUCUGCAAAGCAACAACGGACCAGAUCUGGAUAUCGACUCGAUACCGAUUAUGCAAUUGGAUCUCGGCAAGACCAGUCCGACCGGUCAACCUUCACCAAAGAGAUUUUCGGCUCAAAAGCCUCUUCAGCGAAUACAAGUUGCUGCAGACGAAACGCUCGCAACGAGCGGUACUUCUACGCCAAGAUAUGACGACUCAGAGAACAGUCUUGAUGGACCACAGAGAGCAAAGGCUAAAGGGAAAUCUCUCUUGCAGGUUGACUCGAGCCAUAUCGGAGCCUUCUCACUUGAAGGUGAUAGUUCGAGUGGCCCUCUGGAUUACGAGCGUCAACAAAGAGAAGAAGCCGAGAUGGCCAAGGCGAUGCAAGAAGUGGAGAGGCUGAGGCUCGAGAUGCAGAGAGCGAAUGAGCGCAUACAAGCUGCUCAAGGGGUGGAAGGAACCGUGGUCAAGAAAAAGAAGAAAAAGGCCAAACCCGCUGAAGCCGAAGCAGAGGGCGGGGAAGCCGUGACUAUUGUGAAGAAGAAAAAGAAAGCGAAGCCAACUAUCAUGGAUGAAGGGGGAGUAGAAGGGUCCAUGGCCACAGAGGUUAUGAAGCCUAAGAGGAAGAAAAAGAAGACGAAGAUCGAUGAAAGUGGACCGCAAGGCCUCGUUGAUUCAGGAGCAUAAGUGGUUGGGGCAUACUCGGCGCACGGAGCAUUGGAAGGCAGGGUUGCCAAUGUGGGAUUGUCAAGUAGACAUGGGGUUCUGAUGUAUAUAGCAAACUACACAUUGGGCAGGGCUUCGAGUCCUGCUGCUUCAGAUCAAGAGAAAACUUGCAUUCAAGUGUCAACAUGAAUGCAUUGUCCAUCGAAAUCAGAGACAGUCAGGGGCCUCAGAUCGAGGGGCAGUCACGGGCGAUAAGUAAUUCCUUAUCGCCUGAGGCGCUAAAUAAAUUUUUAGGCUUUUUCC